Messenger RNA from Cimex lectularius (bed bug), 1983 nucleotides. RefSeq names its product E3 ubiquitin-protein ligase KCMF1-like. Lineage: Eukaryota; Metazoa; Arthropoda; Insecta; Hemiptera; Cimicidae. Bases 477 to 1394 code for a protein of 305 amino acids. Gene Ontology annotation, cellular component: plasma membrane. The record is from RefSeq and is a predicted model, not a curated record. Gene Ontology annotation, molecular function: zinc ion binding. Gene Ontology annotation, biological process: synaptic signaling. The transcript has a single exon.
UAAAAAUAAUUGACCGUGAGUCUAUUUAAAUAUCUGUGUUGAUAUAAUAAUAUAACAGAUAUUGUCACUUUGUUGAGAAUACGUGCGUACACAGUACGGUUGUACAAAUGUAAAGGUUUUUUUCGUUUUUUUGGUUAAAGCAUAAAAUGAUAACGGUCAGAUAAGUGUAAUGUCUGGGAAAGCAUACGAUAGUACGAUAGUUGUUCGAUCAUCCACAGCAGUCUGCGAAGUGCGAAGUAGAAGGUUAACCUUUUUAGUCGUUUUAACAAGAAUGGACACGUGCCAAACAUAGGGUUGUAUGUACUGAGAAGUUGUUGAGAGAGGGUUGUUCGUUGUUGUUUUCCUGUGAUAAAUAAACAUUCGUUGUUUUUCAGUACCGGUGUGUGAUUCGAUGUCUGAGGUUCGGACGGAGAGUGAGUUGAUUGAACACAAAUUAGGCGUAGCUUUAUAAAUAAAUUCUUCGCCUUCUUCAAAAUAUGUCACGUCAUGAAGGGGUCUCCUGUGACUUUUGUUCUAAAAAUAACUUCAAGGAAAAGCGUUUCAAGUGUUUGAGAUGUUCGGAUUACGAUUUGUGCUUGACGUGUUACGACAUGGGCACGACGGUCACAAACCACCCUGCGGACCAUCCGUUCCAGUGCAUAGUCACCCAGGCUGAUUAUGAUCUGUAUUAUGGUGGCGAACCGAUGCCCAGGCCACAGUCUUUCACUUGUUCAAUUUGCGGUAAGUUGGGAUUCACAGAGACGCUCCUGGUGGAACACGCCGUAGUGGACCAUGACGAUGCGUCGAUAGAAGUUGUGUGCCCGAUAUGCGUCGCAAUGCCAUUUGGUGACCCUCAUGCAGUGACAGACGAUUAUGCGGGCCACCUCACCAGGGAGCACGGAGACACGGUAUUCGUCGAUGAUUUUCGCAACCAGUCAUCAAGAGGCAGACGUCCCACUAGAUCCGCCUCUUCUGCCACUUCUCGUCACAACUUUGAUCCUCUCUCAGAGAUACUUUCCCAACUUGCCCGUUCCAGGAGGAGUCAACAGUUCCGCUCUCACGUAGGCCCCGGCCAGACUGAGAGAUCCCAGCUCCGACAACAGCUCGGGAGAGGAGACCAACGCCUCGAAGACUUUAUCGUCCCCGUCGUCCCACCACGCAAAUCUCCUGCCCAGAACGCCUCCGGGGAUGCAUCGAAAUUUGUAUUGAUCAAACAAUCCAAAAACACAUCGGGGAAAAAAGUUGAACUGGAAAAGAUAGAUGAAAAUCUCUCGGCAAGAAGCCUGUUCAUGCAACAGGUCAUGCUUUCGACUAUCUGCAACCCCAGUUCAGUCAAUUCUGCCCAACCGUUUAACCUCAAAAGUUUGCCUAGAAACGGAUCAUACGGGCAUGAUGACCUGUUUCAAAAACCCUAAGACAAAAGUAAAAAACCAAAUUAUUUUUUAAUUUUUUUUUUUUUUUCUUCAGGAGCCUAAUCUAUGGCUUCUUCUAUCAUUAAGAUUUUUUAUAUUAAAAAAGUGUACUUGAGUUGUUUGAAAUAUCAGACAAUUCUUUUAAUAUUCUUGUAAUAUAAAAUCUAAUUUUUUUUUUUAAAGAAAAAGAUAAGUUUAAUUCAACAUAAAUGAUGCUGUGAAUACAUUAGAGACCUUCAAUUCGAAAUGUUUCUUUUUGAAGGAAAAAUAAAAUGAAAGGACUGAAAAAUAUAGGAAUUAAUAUCUUGUGGGUGUAACAAAAUGUUGAACAAUCGUACCAUCAAUUGUGACAAAUAUUUUAACUUUUAAUAAAGUAAAUGAUAAACAUUCUUGGUUGACAGUUUUUUGUUUUGUUUUUCGACUUAUUACUCUACUAUUAAAAAAAGAAUGAUUAAAGUUCAUGAACUUCAGCUUGGUUAUAAAAAGUUUUUGAAAAAAUAAAAAAAUAAAUUACAUUAUCAGCUUGUAAUUGUUUGUCCUGAAAAUGUAUACCGAUACUUUGUCAUUAAAAGUGUAUUUUUCACAAAUGAAU